AUGGCGUGCGCUGGGCCGACGGAUGGAGCGGUUAGCGGGCGGGCUGAGGCCGCGGCUCCCGAGUGGCGACUGCCGCCUCGGGAGCGCUCGCUGAUGGAUAUCGGCGACCAGCUUCACCGCUGGAAUCGCGUGAAGAGCCAGCUGAAUUUGCAGAGCGACGAGGCGAUGGCCCGGACCCUGCUGGAUGCGUUUGUAAAGAUCCACAUGAGCCACGCCAGCCCUAGCCAGAACGAGCUUGAAGCCUCUUGCGCUGAAGAAGUUGUGGUGACUCAUGCUGCCCUUGGGAAAGGUGAUGCUGUCCACAACACCAGCUCCUUCUGGCCUCCGGCAGCUGUCAGUAAAGUACGAAGGCUUGCAGUCCGCACCCAGUCAUGGAAGAAAGGUCGCUCUGAGGAGUCAAAGCACAAGGGCAGGAGGUCCCGGUCAGAAAGAAGUGCCAGGCAUGGAACAGCUGGUGGCUGUCCUGUUUUUCCAAAGGUUGGAUCUGAUAACACUGGGCAGACGGCUGAGCGGGUGCCACUGGCGAGGCUGCCCUUGCCGCUGGAAGAAGCCAGCCGAGAUGUGCGGAGGCGACAGAGACACAAGAUCUUCAUCGGAGACCAGCGAGUUCGUUGGAAUUCUCUGAAGACUCGUCUCGAGGUGAGGAGCGACGAGGAAAUGGCCAAGAUUCUGCUGGACGUCUUUAUAGAAAAUCAGAUGAAUCAGCCAGGGCCGAGCUGUGAUUUCCUGGAAGCUGCUCCUGACGAGAGAGCGGCUAUCACUUGCGAUACAGUCACAGAACAAGAUGAUUUGGACAGCUUCCCCUCGUCUCAGUCAGCAGGCUCGGAAUCGACAGUCACCUUGUCACAUCCCAGCAGCAUCGACAGUUUCGAGGAGGACGCUGACGCCGACCUCUUCAGUGGCACGGACUCUCCGUCAGGGAGCAGCAGCAGGCUUCCUGCUGCAGCACACAGAAGAGCCAGAACCCUGCUGGCUAAUCACGAGUUGCGGUCAGAGAAGGAGGAGGGAGAAUGGGAGCUGGGCAGCAAGAACCACAAGUUCAAGCGCUGUACGUUCAGCAGCAAAGUGUCGGAUCAGAGGAAUAAUGAGAUGGAAUGGAUAGAGUCUUCAAAGGCACUUGCCAAGGAGCCAGAGCGGCAUCACUCUCUCGAUAGGGAAAUCAUUGCUGUCUGCAUCGGGGAAGGGGGUGUCCCAACCUGUGCUACAAUCAAGAAAGAGCAAGAGGAGUUGUACAGUCUGCCUUCGCCAGCGGCGUCUGCCUUCUCUGGGACCACGGUGACCCUGUCACAUCCGAGCAGUGAUGUCAGCCUUGAAGAGGAGUGCUUGGUCAACACAACAGUGGCAUCAGAGAGUGAGACCGAGGGGACAGAGAUGGUGACCAACCGAAGAAAGAGACCUGCCUUCCCAGAUGAAGACUCCAAGGGCAGCAAUGUGCGGUGGGAUCGUCCCGGGCUGUUGGACAUUGGAGCAGAGAUUGAUCGUUGGAACUUUGUGAAGGGUUACUUGAAGCUAAAGACCGACGAAGAGAUGGCUGGGGUGUUACUGGACUUAUACAUGAAGACACACGCAAGUCCACCCCAUCCACUGACUUCAUUUCCUGUGUUUGUGAAGAAAGUGUGAGAGGCUUCCCCCAGUAGUAAGGUCGAGCAGAGCGGAGCAGCGCGGUGUUUGCAGCCACGAAUGGUUAGCACGGCCGGCACCAGUGAGCCAGGAACUGCCUGCUUUUGCGGCCCAGGAUCAGAGUUGGGAGCUAGCACAUGGCACCCAGGCAGGUACUGCUUUGCAGAGCUUCACAUUAUACAGCACAGGCACGGGCUCUUAGCGUCUGACCUCGUCCAUGCCAGCCACACCUACACUGAUUCCAUUUGCUUCAAUUAAGCCUGUUCAGAGGUUCCUAAUCUUUUUUAUGCCAUGGACCCCUACCAUUAACCGAGGGAUCUGUGGACCCCAAGUUGGGUACCCCUGCUCUAGAAUCACAGAGUGAUGCAACACAGAAAUAGGCACCCUGGCCCAAUUUGUCCAUGCUGAACAAAAUGUCCACCAAGCUAGUCCCAUUUACUUAUGUUUGGUCCAUGUUCCAAUAGACAUUUCUUAUCCAUGUACCUGCCUGAAUGUCUUUUAAACAUUAUCAUUAAGACCAUAAGACAUAGGAGCAGAACUGGCCGUUCAGCCCAUCUAGUCUGCUCUUCCAUUUCAUCUUGACUGAUUCAUUAUCCCUCUCAACCCCAUUCUCGUACCUUCUCCUAGUAACCUUUGAUCUGCCUCAACUGCUUCCUCUGGAGUCUCAUUCCACGUACCCAUCUCUGCCUGAAGAUGUCCUUAAAUCCUUAAGCUUAUGCCCUCUUGUUUCUGUUUCCCUUCCCUUGGCAGGGGAUCUCUUUGCUCCUUUUCUAUGCAAGUACGUACCCAGUGCCUUUCAAACAUUAUUUUGUAUCUACCUCCACCACCUCCUCUGGCGGCUUGUUCCCAUUCAGAUUAGUUCAUUGUCAGCUUCAGGGUGUAAUGAAAUCCCUUGUUCACGGAGUAAAUGGCAUACUUGGUAAUAAUAAAUACAGUGACGAGCAUAAAACAGCAGAAAGGUACAAAGACUGUAAUUCAUUGUAAUGUCUGACACCUCUGAUCUUGUAUAAAGGCAUCCGUUAGUCCUGCGAGACCAUGGAUCUGCACCUGGAAAGUCUUCACUCUCCUUGGUAAGGUUGUAUGGAAGACCAGCAGCUGCCCAUGCUGCAAGUCUCCCCUCUCCACCACUCCAAUGUUGUCCAAGGGAAGGGCAUUAGGACCCAUACAGCUUGGCACCAGUGUCUUCGCAGAGCAUUGUGUGAUUAAGUGCCUUGCUCAAGGACACAACACGUUCCCUCAGCUGGGGCUCGAACUCAUGACCUCAGGUCGCCAGUCCAAUGCCUUAACCACUUGGCGAUGUGCCCACACUCUGAUCUUUUAAGUUUCACCUUAAACAUGUCAGUCCUUUGUGUUCUGGA
Molecule: messenger RNA, 2978 nt
Organism: Mobula hypostoma (lesser devil ray)
Lineage: Eukaryota; Metazoa; Chordata; Chondrichthyes; Myliobatiformes; Myliobatidae
Exons: 12
Coding region: 1-1620 (539 amino acids)
Source: RefSeq, a predicted model, not a curated record